AUGGAGGCUAACAUAUGUGAUGUCAAUCAUUUGGAUGCCGAUGUCUUAUUGCCUCCACGAAAGCGUCUGCUUGCUGGAUUGAAGAAACAGAGUCCGGAUGGUGAUGGAUCUUCAUGGCUGUCUCUAGUUGCUUCUUCAGCUUCAGCAUCAGCUUCGGCAUCUGCAUCUUCCUCUUCAUCGCCUUCUUCAAGUGAAUUUAACACACGUCUUAACAAUAUAUUGAGUUCUCAUAACCCUAACCUUUCACCUGAGGAGCUGGUAGAGAUCUCAAAUUCAGCUGCUGCUGCUGCAGCUAAGGCUGCAGAGGAUGCAAGAGCUGCAGCUGAAGAGAAAGCUGGCAUAGCUGCAAAGGCAGUGGCUGCAGCCAAGAGUGCUUUAGAAUUGGUUGCCUCUUUUUCUGAAGAUGUAGGAUGCAAGGAAAAAUACCUGAAAAAGAACAAGCUCAAGAAGCAUGUUCCAGUUCAGCUUUUGUACAAAAAAUACCAACCAAUUGAGAAUUGCAAGAAAGAUGAAGAGUUGGCCCGAAAGUUGCAUAGAGCUAUAAAUAGCUCCCCGAGAAUCUCAAAGAAUUCAUCAAGUACUGACUCGAAAGGUCAUAAACACAAGAAGCCUAAAAUCGUGCACAUAGCAGGUAAGGUCAAUGUUGAAGGCACCAUUCUAGAGUUGUACAAAAACAAAGCCGAAGAAAAAGCUUAUAGACAUGAUAAAGCUGGUCGAUUGGAGAUGGAUAAUGAGGAAGCAGAAUCAAGUCAGAUGAAGGAAAAAAGUUGGGAUGAUGUGUGUACUAGUGGUAAAAAGAGGGGAAGAGUGAAGCUAAAAAAGUUGCCUUUAAGCAUUUGCACCUUCAGGGAUCAAGCAAAUCCCAAAGAAGAAAUGGAUGCAAGAGGCUCUCCAUUGACUGUCAUAAACAGGGGCAAUCCUACUGCUGGAAAGAAGCCUUUGUUUCCUGUGGAGUCUUCUGCUGAUAGUAUGCUGCCAAUUGAGGCCACACCAGUGUGGAAAUACCAGGAUUUCAAGGCGCCUGCGUGUGUGAAACAAAAUAAAGUCAUGCAGUCAUAA
This is a messenger RNA of Prunus armeniaca (apricot), 1059 nucleotides long. NCBI's taxonomy places the organism in Eukaryota, Viridiplantae, Streptophyta, Magnoliopsida, Rosales, Rosaceae. The record is from the annotation of a GenBank genome assembly.